Messenger RNA from Selaginella moellendorffii, 1845 nucleotides. Its product is annotated as pentatricopeptide repeat-containing protein At3g46790, chloroplastic. The record is from RefSeq and is a predicted model, not a curated record. Gene Ontology annotation, biological process: RNA modification. Bases 1 to 1845 code for a protein of 614 amino acids. Gene Ontology annotation, molecular function: protein binding; RNA binding. Lineage: Eukaryota; Viridiplantae; Streptophyta; Lycopodiopsida; Selaginellales; Selaginellaceae. The transcript has a single exon.
AUGUACGCCAAAUGCGGCUGCCUGGAGGAUGCGGUGGCGGUCUUCGAUCUCAUCCAGCCCAAGAACAAUCACUCGUGGAACAUCCUCAUGGCGGCAUUUGCCCUCAACGGGCAUCCCCGAGAGGCCCUCGACAUCUUCCACCGCGUGGGAGCUGCCAUGGACGGCGACGCGGGCAAGAUCGCCAUCGUCAACGCCCUGGGCGCGCUCCACUCGCGAUCGCCGGAGGAAUUGGAGGCCGGGCGAGAGAUCCACGGGCGGAUCGUGGCCAAGGAGCUCCAGGGCGAUGGCGUGGUGGCAACGGCGCUGCUCAGCAUGUAUGGGCGCUGCGGCGAAGGAAUCGACGAUGCGUGGAGCGUGUUCGAUGCGAUCCAGCGCCACCCGGAUCAGGACCACCGAUCGGUAGUGCCGUGGAACGCAAUGCUGGCGGCGCUGGCGCAGCGGGGCUAUGGGGGCGACGUGGUGGCACUCUUCCGGAGAAUGGACGUGGAGGGCGUGGAACCCAACGCGAUCACGCUGGCGACGCUGGCGGAGGCGGUGAGCGAUGUGGCGCUGGCGGCGCAGCUCCAAGCCCGGAUGACCGCCACCGGCCUCGACGCUUCCUUCGAUCCAGCGGUGGGCAAUGCGCUCAUCGCCAUGUAUGGACGCUGCGGCGCGCCCGAUCAAGCCAGGGAGGUGUUCGAUCAAAUGCCACUGCGAUCACGCAGCGUCAUCACCUGGACGGCUGUCAUCUCCGCCUACGCCGCCCGCCAGGAUCGCCGCCACGCCGCCGCCGCGCUCCGCCUCCUCUGGGAGAUGGAUCACGAGGGGCUCAUCCGCCCAAACGAGACCACCAUGGCCAGAAUCGCCGCCGCGGGCUGCGUGCUCGGAGAUCCCACCCAGGCGGCGCUAAUCCACGCCCGGAUCGAGGCCAUGCUCGGGGAGCGGCUGGGCGGCGGCGCUAGCAGCGGCGCCGCCGCCGGCGAUCACCUUAUCCUCGCCACCACCAUCGUCAACAUGUUUAGCCGCUGCGGCAGGCUGGAGGAUGCGCGGGGAGCGUUCGAGCGGAUCCAGCACAAGGACUCCAUAGCCUGGAACUCGAUGAUCGCGGCGGAGCACAGCCACGGCUGCCACGCCCAGGCGGUGGCGCUGCUCCGGAGGAUGGAUCUCGAGGGUGUCAAGCCGAGCGAGGGCACAUUCGCGAGCAUCGUGGCGGCGAUCGCCAGCGUGGGAUCGGCUGAUCAGCUGGGCUUCGCGCGCUCGUUCCACGCCCGGAUCGUGGAUGCAAGCUUCCAGAUUGGCACCAGCCCGGUAGGCAACGCGCUCAUCCACAUGUAUGGCAAGUGUGGAUCGGCGGAGGACGCCCAGGCGGUGUUCGAUGCGAUGGAGAUCCGGAGUGUGAAUUGCUGGACAGCGCUUAUCGAGGCGUACGCGCAGCUGGGGCGAGGAUCGCAAGCGCUGCAGUGGUUCCAGGCGAUGCGCCGCGAGGGCAUUUGCCCUGACCCCAUCGCAUUCGUGGGCAUCUUGUUCGCUUGCAGCCACUCGGGCCUCCUCCGUGACGCUCGCUACUACUUCCUCUCCAUGAUCGAGGACCACGGCAUGCAGCCCAUCGCCGAGCACUACGAAUGCAUGGUCGAUCUGCUGGGACGGACAGGGCAGCUCCAGCGCGCGCAAGAACUCAUCGAAAUCAUGCCCUUCUAUCCAAAGCCGCUCGCCUGGAUGUCGCUCCUUGGGGCCAGCAGCGUCCAAUCCAGCGACGAGCACGCCGGCGAUGCGGCUGAGCACGUCCUGGGGAUGGAGCCGCGGAAUUCAUCUUCCUACAUCGCGCUCUCCACCGCCAUUUCCUCUUCUUCUGCUCAAGAACCCUAA